Molecule: messenger RNA, 1359 nt
Organism: Neltuma alba
Lineage: Eukaryota; Viridiplantae; Streptophyta; Magnoliopsida; Fabales; Fabaceae
Product: receptor like protein 29-like
Exons: 1
Coding region: 1-1359 (452 amino acids)
Molecular function (GO): protein binding
Source: RefSeq, a predicted model, not a curated record
AUGGCAAUGGGGGUCAGUGUCCUGAAAAAUGAAGUGGCAAUGGAAGAAGAGGAAUUACUGGGACUGUUGCAAGUGAUGGGUGCUCUUCUAGAGGACCCCGACUGGGUCCAAGAGCAUCCACAACCUUGUACGGACACUCCAUGGCCUGGUGUGAAAUGCGAGGUUAGUGAUGAUGACCCGCAAGUAUUUCACGUCACAGAGAUCCACGUUGGUCCUGAUAUAGUAUCUCCACCUUGUAAAUCUUCUGCUUACCUAUCUGUGUCGUUGCUGAAACUACCUUAUUUGAAAACCCUUUCAAUUUUCAAUUGCUUUGUGUCUUCCCCAGUCACACUACCCGCUACACUUUUUAGAUCUCUCUCUUCCUUGGAACACCUAGCUUUGCAAUCUAACCCAUCCCUCUCCGGAGAGUUGCCUCCAAGUUUGGGACAGGCUGCCAGACUUGGAGUCUUGAGUUUGUCCCAAAACAACCUACAGGGUCAAAUCCCACCACAGAUUGGUGGGUUGGUUUGUUUAGAGCAACUUGACCUCAGUUACAAUAACUUAAGUGGUCCAAUCCCUAAGGACAUUGGUAAUUUGAAGAGUAUGACUAUCUUGGACCUGAGUGGGAAUGAGAUUGAAGGGAACUUGCCUUCUUCUCUUGGGAAACUUCAAGAUCUGCAGAAGAUUGAUUUGAAUUCUAACAGGCUUACUGGUGAAGUACCUUCCGACUUGGGAAAACUCAAGAGGUUAGUAUUGCUUGAUCUGAGUCAUAAUUUUCUAAGCGGGCCUAUUCCGGAGACGCUAUCCAGUUUAGAGGUUUUAGAAUAUUUUGUCAUUGAUGGUAACCCCAUAAAAGCAAGGAUACCCUUGUUCAUAGGCAACCUUAAAAACCUCAAAUCAGUGAGUUUCUCAGGGUGUGGUUUGAUUGGCCGCAUACCCAAUUGUUUUUCUACCCUGAAGAACCUAACUGCUCUCUCCUUAGAUAACAAUAGUCUCAGUGGACCGGUUCCUCCAAGUUUAGGAUCACUCUUAAACUUGGAUCAGCUAAAUUUGAGCCACAACAAGCUGAGUGGAGUCAUAGAACUUCCUGAUGAUUUCAUUGAGAAGCUUGGCGAAAGGUUGGAUAUAAGAGGAAACAGUGAGCUAUGCAUAAGCCAUCAGCCAAACAAGGAGAAUCUCUCAUCAUACUUGGAAAUCCCUGCUUGUUUAAGCUCAAAACCCGGAAAUGGAAAAUCCUUAACUGAUGAACCUCCAGAGGACCCUGCAGAAAUGAAGCCAACUCAGUAUUCAAGCUUCUCAUCAUCAUGGCUGCAUCUAGAAGUCACGCUGUUCGCUUUAAUUACUAAUUUUGUCAUCUACUCCUUUUUCUUCUUGUUGUAA